AGGUAAAAGUUCCCUCUGGAAAUAAAGAUAAAGAACGGUAGAAGAAGUAGGAGAAGUAACGCAGCAACAGGUUCUUGUGGUCGCUUAAGUGUUUAGUACUUUGGUUUUCCCAGUUGUACACGACUUGAAUAGAAGCGAGGGAUCCAUUUUUUCUCGCGUAAAGAACGAAAACAUACGAUGUCGCUGAACAGCAAGUCCUGCUCACUAAAAACGGCCGUUGCGGCCGUUUCGGGAGUGACCACGGUCUAUUUCCCAGCGCCGACGUAUGGAAGCGUCAGGAUUGAAAUCGACAAAGUUGCAAUAGUUUCCCAUGCAUAAAUUGCAAAGCAUGAAGUGCCUUCCUUGCAGGGAUUGCAAGACUGUCAGCCUAUUUGGGGUGAAGAGCCCGACUGUCAGCCUUUUUGGGGUCUGCGAUAGAGCUGCUAAAGUGGCAUGACAAAAAACGCCUUCUGUCCCUCAACAGCAUAACAAACUGGAUUCAGACGGUGCCAAAAUUUGUCAUGCACCGCUUGGGAAUUGGGCUUGCAAGAACUGAUAUCGAUUUUAUGCAUAACAAACUAUUUCAACUUUGACGACUUCAAUCCUGGCACUCCCAUGCGACGUCGGCCGUGGAAAUGCUGACUUUGGACAAAAGCCGGCGGGACAAGCUGCAGCGGCGAAAAUCGCAGAAGGUAAGUACAACAAGAGCAAACUGAUCUCAAAAAACAUGGUUGAUAGGCGAUCGAUUUCUCUAUCUCUUCACCGGCUGACCGACUUCUUGUUCUUUUCAAUUAUGGUUUCUUCUUGACAUGUAGGUGAAGAUAUUUUAUCAAACUAAAAAAAAGGCGCAGCACCAAAUUCGCGCGGAUGUUGAUCCUAUUGUCGAGGGAGACGCGAAGCUUUGGCUUCCGGAGGAGAGCCCGGUAACCGAAGACACUGCAUUCUCGGGUAUCACUUCGACGCCGAUCCGUGUCGCGGAUUUGGUGAAAGACCAAACGAAAAUCUUCAGCGACCGCUCCUACGUCCUGAACGGCAUUCCGAACUACCAGGACGACUGCAUGUUCGUUCCCGUCACCACCGCUGACGGCGAGAACCAAGGAGCGUGGCUCGCGGAGAACCGCCCGACGGAUUCGGCGGUUACCUUCACCGUGACCCGCGCUGCCACCGUUUUUUUGGACAUGUGGCGGUGCGACAAGAUAUCAAGGUGGAAAAUCCCCCCUCCCCGUAUUUUUGAAAAGGUGUGUUUCCGAAAAUUUGUGUUGCUGAUUUGUGGCCACAAAUCAGGUUUGUCUUGCAAGAAGACAAGCGCAGAGGCUUCCCUCCCAUUAUGGAAGCGAUUUGGCAUGCUGUUGGGCCUAGAGGGUAGCCGUUUGCCAUGCUAACCAACUAGACCCGGACGCCCCUAUGAUCUUGGCGAGGAUCUGGCCGCAAUGCCUUGCAGCAAGACAGGGCGCAUUUGUGUACGCAAGUUCAGCAUCAGAAGCUUCGUUUUGAUAUGGGGAGGGGGGGUUUUUCUUCUUGAUACAAGAUGACCACGGAGGAGUGGAAAACCGCGGCGGAAAGUGACGGCUGGAGCUAUCAGAAUGAAAAAUACUCCCACCCCCGAACUUGAAAGCAUUUGUGUUGCAAACCUUUCCAAAUGAAACAUUCGCCCUCUUGCAUGUACCAGCAAGAGCGGCGCUUGUCUUGCAAGCGAUGCGAUACACGCCUAGACUCUGCAUCAGAAAGAUUCGCACUCCUUUCACGCAUGACAAAAAGUUUUCAUUUGGAAACUUAGCAUCACAAAUUUUUACAAUUUCAGGGGUGGGGGGCACUUUUCACUGUAAUAGGAGCAGGUCCGCAGACUUGAACAUGAACCCGAUCGGCCUUUAUGGAAUGCAAAUAGGUCUGGGUCUGGAACAAGAUUCCGAGAGUUGUUCUCAUGCUAGUUUCUUGGCACGACUCUGAACUCUGUAUUGCGUGGCCACGAAGACCUCCUCUUGUAGUCUUAUUUCAUGCGAAAAAUAAAACGGUGCUUCUCAUGCGGAAUACGCAACACAGAGCCACGAGAAAGUCUGUCCUGUUUGGCGGUAGUACAUUGCAGUGCGCUUUCUGUUCACUGACAUGCGUCACAAGUUUCCAGACCCAGACAUAUUUACACUUGAUAGCCUUGUGCUCCACACCACGGGCGCCCACCAUGGAUCCCCACUCGAGGACGGCGGGAUCUACGGGCCCGGGCAAGUGUACAGGAAGGACGUUCCGGCAGGCGAGGUCUCCGUUCCGGGCCUGGGGACGAAGACGUCUUUAUCAAGAGGAAAAAUCCCCCCUCCCCAUAUCGAAAAGGAAAUCUGUGAUGCUGGAGUUGCGUACACAGAUCAGAUUUGUCUUGCAGUAGAGGACUGCACGCAGAUCGCCAGCCUACUUAGGGGCCUUUUGGUGUAGGCGCCUAGCAUGGUAGACGGCUUCCCUGUAGUCCUUACAGCAUUACAAAUCGCCUGUAUAGAGUGGCAGAGGGCCUAACUGGAUUUGCCUUCUCGCAACACGGACAGGAUUUGUGGUCACAAAUCUGCGCCGCAAAUUUUCGGAGGCAUACCUUUUCGAUAUGGAGAGGGUGGAUUUUUCCUCUCAAUAGUCUUUCUACGGGGUUUGGGUCUGUCCAGACGAGAGCGAAACACCGAUUGUCGCCGAUGCUGGGGUUUACUGGCGCCCCGGAGCGGAGCCGGAAGCUUGCGCCCAGGAAGCGGGCGAAGCUGGGGUGUGCGGAAACUCGGGUGACACGCCGUGUGCGAUCGUCAAGGGAGACGAGGAGGUGGACGAAGAGGAAGGCGUGACGGAAACUACCGAGGGGUGCUGCUGAUGCUGAAAUGACAGCACGUGGUCAUCUUCUUCCCGAAGCAAAUCUUUCAGGAGAAACGCGCUCCUAAUCGGACUUGCAAACCCCUUUACUAUCGGCCUCCAGUAUGUUCAUCUUGAUUUUCUGCAAUCUCCUCGCGUUUUGUGCCUCUCGUCGCUCAGUACGAUCACAAUUUCAAAAGAAUAAGAAGGUACGCAAAGUUUCAAAAAAGUUAGCACGCCCUUGUCUUGAGUACAAAAAAUUUCACAAAGCAGCCCACUUCAACUUAACCUCAUUUUUCAUGCAUGUAUUUUGGUAAUUUUCAUUUCAUCUUCCAAGUAUCUUCGCAGUAUCACUAGCAAUUUUUGCAUCCAAUAUCUUUGCAGUCUUCACAAUAAAAGUAAGUACUAUUAUACACACAACCACCAGUUCGUAUGAUUUAGAUUUUCCGAAUCGAUUUUUUUAUACAAAUUUGCUUCAGAUGGUGGUCCCCCAAUAGAAAAAAUAGGCUUUCGAAAUUUGUCUUCUAAAUUAUCCGUCACACUUCAAUUUCACCCCUUCUCGCACCCCGAAAAACAUCAAGUAUCCACCCUAGGAAAUAUGUAUAAAGUCGUUCUUCUUCUUUUCCCCGAUUUCUACUCACCGCCCAGACGGAGACGAGGUAGGGCACUAGGUUCUUUUGCGAAUCCCGCCCACCAGGGGCAAAGUAGGAGCGAAGGGGAUAAAGGAGAGCGGAGGAACAAGAAGAAGAAUGACAACAAAUAAGCUAGGCAGUCACUCUCAUCUAUGUUCUUGUCGUGUUUCACCCAAAAUUUCUAUCUUCCAGUGGUUAAUCCCAAGAACCGCCCAGUCUUUG
Amoebophrya sp. A120 is the source of this 3647-nucleotide messenger RNA. Lineage: Eukaryota; Dinophyceae; Syndiniales; Amoebophryaceae. The record is from the annotation of a GenBank genome assembly.